UCUCUUGCGUAAAACUUUUCUUUGCUUUUCUAUUUUUUUUAGUUGAAUUUUAUUGUUGGAAUCGUUGAGACGUUGUCGUCGUGUCAUUUUGUUAUGUUCAAAACAAAUCUUGAUGCGGGAUUUAUUGUUAAAAGAAAUCGCGCAUGAAAUAUUUACUUGCUUUGAUAAGAGACACAGAUGCAUGGCAAGGUAAAAAAGUAAAAAGUAAAAUGUGCAAAAAUUGGUGAAUAUUUAAAUCGAAAUCGAAGAAAUAUAUAAUUUUUUUACUUGAAUACCAUACCAAUACAACUUUCAUAUUCUAAAAAAAAAAAAAGGAAAAAAGACGUUUUAAUUACAUUUUGUACUCAUUUUCAAAAGAUACAGCAAGAAACUGAAACAUUGUAGAUUUCUUUACAUAUAUCCAACUCUUGGUCAAUGAAGGGCAAAAAUGGUGAUUGUAACACGCGGUGACUACAUCUGGAUAGAGCCCGCUUCGGGCAGAGAAUUCGAUGUAGCCAUUGGUGCUCGCGUUAUAUCGGCUGAGGGAAGACGCAUUCAAGUACGCGAUGAUGAUGGCGAUGAGAUAUGGUUAUCGCCAGAGAGGCGCAUCAAAGCGAUGCAUGCUUCUUCAGUACAAGGAGUAGAAGAUAUGAUUUCGUUAGGAGAUCUACAUGAAGCCGGUAUUUUAAGAAAUUUACUCAUACGCUAUAAAGAGAACUUGAUUUAUACUUAUACUGGAUCGAUAUUGGUGGCCGUAAAUCCAUAUCAAAUUUUACCCAUUUAUACGGCCGAUCAAAUUAAAUUGUACAAGGAACGCAAAAUUGGUGAAUUGCCCCCGCAUAUAUUUGCCAUAGGCGACAAUGCUUACGCGCACAUGAAACGUUAUCGUCAGGAUCAAUGCAUUGUCAUAUCGGGUGAAUCGGGUGCUGGCAAAACUGAGAGCACAAAAUUAAUUUUACAAUAUUUAGCUGCCAUAAGCGGCAAACAUUCCUGGAUAGAGCAACAAAUACUCGAAGCGAAUCCUAUACUUGAAGCAUUCGGUAAUGCAAAAACCGUUCGCAAUGAUAAUUCAUCAAGGUUUGGCAAAUACAUCGAUAUACACUUUAGUGCUAAUGGUGUUAUUGAAGGCGCCAAAAUUGAACAGUAUUUGUUAGAAAAAUCACGUAUAGUUUCACAGAAUCAUAGUGAACGUAAUUAUCAUAUAUUUUAUUGCAUUUUGGCUGGAUUAUCGAAUGAAGAAAAAAGGCGUUUAGAUUUAGGCCAUGCCUCAGAUUAUAAGUACUUAACUGGUGGUGAUUGUAUUAUUUGCGAAGGACGUGACGAUACUGCUGAAUUUUCCGAUAUUCGUUCCGCCAUGAAGGUAUUAUUAUUUUCAGAUCAGGAGAUUUGGGAAAUAAUAAAAUUACUGGCUGCUUUAUUGCAUUGCGGCAAUAUUAAGUACAAGGCAACCAUAGUAGAUAACUUGGAUGCGACUGAAAUACCGGAACAUAUAAAUGUCGAGCGGGUCGCCGCCCUGCUUGGCUUGCCUAUGCAGCCUUUCAUAGAUGCUCUGAUACGGCGUACUCUUUUCGCUCAUGGCGAAACCGUCGUUUCGACGUUGUCGCGUGAGCAAUCUGUUGACGUUAGAGAUGCCUUUGUUAAAGGGAUUUACGGUCGCAUGUUCGUUCAUAUUGUACGCAAAAUAAAUGCUGCCAUUUACAAGCCGAAAGCUUCUUCCCGUAAUGCUAUCGGUGUUUUGGAUAUUUUCGGUUUCGAGAAUUUCGAUCAGAAUAGUUUUGAGCAGUUUUGCAUAAAUUAUGCCAACGAGAAUUUGCAACAAUUCUUUGUACAGCACAUAUUUAAAUUAGAACAAGAGGAGUACAAUCACGAGGGUAUCAAUUGGCAGCAUAUUGAAUUUGUGGAUAAUCAAGAUGCCUUGGAUUUGAUAGCAAUCAAGCAGUUAAACAUUAUGGCUUUGAUAGAUGAAGAGGCGCGCUUCCCUAAGGGUACGGAUACGACUAUGUUAGCUAAGCUUCACAAAACGCACGGCACUCAUAAGAAUUAUUUGAAACCCAAAUCGGAUAUUAAUACUAGUUUCGGUUUAAAUCAUUUUGCCGGAAUCGUUUUUUACGAUACCAUAGGCUUUUUAGAUAAGAAUCGCGACACAUUUAGUCCCGAUUUGUUGCAUUUAGUGAGUCAAAGUAAUAAUAAAUUUCUGAGGCACAUAUUUAAUCAAGAUAUAGAAAUGGGAGCUGAAACGCGUAAACGCACACCUACACUAUCCACUCAAUUUAAAAAAAGUUUGGAUGCUCUAAUGAAAACACUUAGUUCCUGCCAACCUUUCUUUAUUCGCUGCAUCAAACCGAAUGAGGUGAAAAAACCAAUGAUGUUCGAUCGCGGCCUAUGCUGUCGUCAAUUACGUUAUUCGGGAAUGAUGGAGACGAUACGAAUACGUCGAGCUGGCUAUCCCAUACGUCAUGGAUUUCGAGAAUUCGUGGAACGUUACAGAUUUCUUAUAUCGGGCAUACCGCCCGCUCAUCGCACUGAUUGUCGUUUAGCUACUUCGCGUAUUUGUGCCGCUGUUUUGGGCAAAUCCGACUACCAAUUAGGUCACACGAAAGUGUUUUUGAAGGAUGCGCAUGAUCUAUUUUUAGAGCAAGAACGGGAUCGCGUUCUAACGCGCAAAAUUCUCAUAUUGCAGCGUACAAUACGUGGUUGGGUAUAUAGGAGACGUUUUAUGCGCAUGCGUGAGGCAGCUGUAACCAUACAACGUUUCUGGAAAGGCUAUGCUCAACGCCAGAGGUAUUAUCGAAUGCGAGUGGGUUACAUGCGUCUGCAAGCUCUUAUACGUUCACGUGUACUCUCUCAUCGUUUUCGUCACCUCCGUGGUCAUAUUGUGGGCUUGCAAGCACAUGCUCGUGGCUAUUUAGUAAGGCGCGAAUAUGGCCACAAGAUGUGGGCUAUUAUUAAGAUACAAUCGCAUGUCAGACGGAUGAUUGCCAUGCGCAGAUAUAAAAAAGUACGCGAGGAAUACAAACAAUUCGCUGAAGUUUUGCAUUUACGUAAGUUAGAGGAACAGGAGCUAAUGCACAAAGGCAAUAAACAUGCUCGAGAAAUAGCUGAACAACAUUAUCGAGACCGUCUGCAUGAGCUUGAACGGAGAGAAAUGGAGAAGGAGAUGGAACAGCGUAAACGUGUAGAAGCCAAAAAGAAUUUAAUCAAUGACGCUGCCAGAAAACAAGACGAGCCCGUGGACGAUGGAAAACUCGUGGAAGCCAUGUUCGAUUUCCUUCCGGAUUCCAGCAGUGAAGCUCCUACACCACAUGGUGGCCGAGAAACUUCGGUGUUUAAUGAUCUGCCACACACCAAUAAUAUAAGCCAAGAAGAUUUAAUUGGACCCAUGCAUAUUUCGGAAGACGAAGAAGAUUUGUCAGAGUUUAAAUUUCAAAAAUUUGCUGCCACCUACUUUCAAGGCAAUGUCAAUCAUCAGUAUUCAAAAAAGGCUUUGAAACAUCCUUUACUGCCACUGCAUACUCAAGGAGAUCAGUUGGCUGCCCAGGCCUUAUGGAUUACUAUUCUACGAUUUACAGGGGAUAUGUCAGAACCCAAAUACCACACCAUGGAUCGUAUGGACACUACUUCAGUUAUGUCAAAAGUUACCGCCACAUUGGGUAGGAAUUUUAUACGAAGCAAGGAGUUUCAAGAGGCUCAGUUAAUGGGUUUGGAUCCCGAGGCAUUUCUCAAACAAAAACCCCGCUCAAUACGACACAAACUAGUUUCUUUGACCUUGAAACGUAAAAAUAAAUUAGGAGAAGAUGUACGGCGUCGCCUACAGGAUGAAGAAUAUACUGCUGACAGUUAUCAAUCAUGGCUUCAAUCCAGACCCACUUCAAAUUUGGAGAAGUUGCAUUUCAUUAUAGGUCAUGGUAUUUUGCGGGCCGAAUUGAGGGAUGAAAUUUAUUGCCAAAUUUGCAAGCAACUCACUAACAAUCCUCUAAAAUCGUCACAUGCAAGAGGUUGGAUUUUGCUAUCAUUGUGUGUGGGCUGUUUUGCUCCUUCAGAAAAGUUUGUCAACUAUUUAAGAGCGUUUAUACGUGAAGGUCCUCCCGGCUAUGCACCAUACUGUGAGGAACGUUUGAAGCGCACAUUUAACAAUGGUACUCGCAAUCAGCCGCCCUCUUGGUUGGAAUUGCAAGCCACGAAAUCGAAGAAGCCCAUAAUGCUGCCUAUUACUUUCAUGGAUGGCAAUACUAAAACGCUCUUGGCCGAUUCAGCCACCACAGCCCGCGAAUUGUGCAACCAAUUAUCUGAUAAAAUCACAUUAAAGGAUCAGUUCGGAUUCUCUUUGUACAUAGCUUUGUUCGAUAAAGUCUCUUCUCUCGGCAGUGGAGGCGACCAUGUAAUGGAUGCUAUUUCACAAUGUGAACAGUAUGCGAAAGAGCAAGGUGCUCAGGAGCGUAAUGCUCCCUGGCGACUAUUCUUUCGAAAGGAAAUAUUCGCUCCAUGGCAUGAUCCUACUUUCGAUCAGGUUGCCACAAAUCUCAUCUAUCAACAAGUGGUGAGAGGUGUCAAGUUUGGUGAAUAUCGUUGUGACAAGGAGGAGGACUUGGCCAUGAUAGCUGCUCAGCAAUAUUUCAUUGAAUACGGAACAGAUAUGUCUAUGGAACGUUUAUUUACUCUUUUGCCAAAUUUUAUACCAGAUUUCUGCUUGACGGGUAUAGAUAAAGCGAUUGAGCGUUGGGCUGCUUUAGUACUGCAGGCCUAUAAAAAAUCUUACUAUGUCAAAGAGAAAGUAGCGGCUUUAAAAAUUAAGGAGGAUAUAGUAAGUUAUGCUAAAUACAAGUGGCCGCUGCUGUUUUCACGAUUCUAUGAAGCUUAUCGGAAUUCGGGUCCCAACUUACCGAAAAAUGACGUUAUAAUUGCCGUUAAUUGGACUGGCGUCUACGUGGUAGAUGACCAGGAGCAAGUUUUGCUUGAAUUAAGCUUUCCCGAGAUCACUUCGGUAUCAAGUCAGAAGACAAAUAAAGUCUUCACUCAAACAUUUAGCUUAUCUACUGUGCGGGGGGAAGAGUUUACAUUCCAGAGUCCGAAUGCUGAAGAUAUACGAGAUUUAGUUGUUUAUUUUUUGGAUGGCUUAAAGAAACGAUCGAAAUACGUAAUUGCCGUACAAGAUUACAGAGCCCCUUCGGAUAACUCCAGCUUUUUAUCAUUCUACAAAGGAGAUUUAAUUAUUUUGGAGGACGAGAGUUGUGGUGAAACAGUUCUUAAUAAUGGUUGGUGCAUAGGACGUUGCGAGCGAACUCAAGAGAGAGGUGACUUUCCGGCAGAAACCGUCUAUGUGCUUCCGACUUUAACUAAGCCGCCCCAAGAUAUUUUGGCAUUAUUUAACAUCGAUGAAGCCCAUCAUGGUCGUCGUUUGAGUAUGGCUAGUAAUGGGGCUCCCGAUACUCGAGAUAGGCCUCACACGUUAAUGGAAUAUGCCAUGGAUCAUUUUCGCUUACCACCCAAGCGUACUAUGUCGAAAACGUUAACUUUAGGUUCGAAACGUUCUGAAGAAAUAUGGCGUUACUCUCGCGAUCCCAUUAAGGCACCAUUAUUGCGUAAAUUACAAAGCAAAGAGGAAUUGGCCGAAGAGGCUUGUUUCGCUUUUGCUGCCAUACUCAAAUAUAUGGGCGAUUUACCGUCGAAACGACCCCGUAUGGGUAAUGAAAUUACCGAUCACAUAUUCGAUGGUCCCCUGAAACAUGAAAUAUUGCGCGAUGAAAUCUAUUGUCAGAUAAUGAAACAGUUAACUGAUAACCGCAACCGUAUUUCUGAAGAAAGAGGUUGGGAACUAAUGUGGCUAGCCACGGGUCUCUUCGCUUGUUCACAGGCCUUACUAAAAGAGUUGACGCUAUUCCUUAGAACACGAAGACAUCCGAUUUCGCAGGAUUCGUUACAUCGCCUGCAAAAGACCAUACGCAAUGGGCAGCGCAAAUAUCCGCCCCAUCAAGUGGAAGUAGAAGCCAUACAACACAAGACUACGCAGAUAUUUCACAAAGUAUAUUUUCCUGACGACACAGACGAAGCGUUUGAGGUGGAUUCUUCGACGAGGGCCAAAGAUUUUUGCCACAAUAUUUCACAACGCUUGUCGCUGAGAACCAGUGAAGGUUUCUCUUUAUUUGUGAAAAUAGCCGAUAAAGUUAUUUCAGUACCAGAAGGAGACUUCUUCUUCGAUUUUGUUAGACAUCUGACGGAUUGGAUUAAAAAAGCCAGACCUAUACGGGACGGUUCAAAUCCCCAAUUUACAUAUCAAGUGUUUUUCAUGAAGAAAUUGUGGACGAACACAGUACCGGGCAAAGAUCGUAAUGCUGAUUUGAUAUUUCAUUAUCAUCAAGAAUUACCGAAACUUUUACGAGGUUAUCAUAAAUGUUCUCGCGAAGAGGCAGCAAAAUUAGCAGCUUUAGUAUAUCGGGUGCGCUAUGGAGAUAAUAAACAAGAAUUACAAGCCAUACCACAAAUGUUGCGUGAAUUGAUACCUUCGGAUAUCAUGAAGAUGCAAAGCUCUAAUGAAUGGAAAAGAGCGAUAGUCGCUUCAUAUAAUCAAGAUGCAGGCAUGAGCUCGGAAGAUGCGAAAGUAGCAUUUUUGAAAAUUGUAUACAGAUGGCCUACCUUUGGCUCGGCUUUCUUCGAAGUGAAACAAACGACUGAACCUAAUUAUCCAGAAAUGCUUUUAAUAGCCAUUAAUAAGCAUGGCGUUAGCUUAAUACAUCCAGUAAAUAAGGACAUUUUAAUUACUCAUCCCUUCACACGCAUUUCAAAUUGGUCAUCGGGCAACACUUAUUUCCAUAUGACCAUCGGCAAUUUAGUUAGAGGCUCGAAGCUAUUGUGUGAGACUUCGUUGGGUUAUAAAAUGGACGAUUUACUCACUUCCUAUAUAUCAUUAAUGUUAACCAAUAUGAAUAAAAAUCGUACCAUACGCGCAAAUUAGUCGUUGAAUUGAAUGCAUCUCUCGAUAUAUUAAGUUUUAUUUUCGAAU
This is a messenger RNA of Glossina fuscipes, 6976 nucleotides long. It is a transcript of the gene ck, whose product is annotated as myosin-VIIa. The coding region runs from base 428 to 6928 and encodes 2166 amino acids. The transcript is spliced from 13 exons. Gene Ontology annotation, cellular component: myosin complex; cytoskeleton. Lineage: Eukaryota; Metazoa; Arthropoda; Insecta; Diptera; Glossinidae. The record is from RefSeq and is a predicted model, not a curated record. Gene Ontology annotation, molecular function: protein binding; cytoskeletal motor activity; ATP binding.